UCCUGACUCCUUCCUUUAUAUUUUUAACAGAUUUGGAAAGAAAAAAGAAGAUAAAAGUGGGAAAGCAGAUCAGAAGGGGAAUCCAAAGCAUGACAUACUUAAAGAAGAGGAUCUAGAGAAAAUGAAAGAUGAACGCGAAAGGAUUGGAGCAAAGCAUCAGGAGUUACGACAAAAGCAACUGAGAGGCCUGCUUGAUUAUUCGAGUGGUCCUGGAGGACCUGACAUAGAUGAUGAUGAGAUGGAUCCGAAUUAUGCCAGAGUGAACCACUUCCGAGAGGCUUAUCCAGCACCAAGCAUUUACAGACCAUCAUCACCAGCAGUUGCAGAAACCUUUGUCUAUCCGCGUGAUUCUUCUUCAACACCAAUGGAGAGGGAACACUUGGAAGGAUUGUAUGCAAAAAUAAACAAGCAGCACUACCCGCAGGUUCCUGGUGACAGUGGCUGUGCAGGUGGUGGGAAUGCUGACCGAAUCCAGAAGUUACGGAAGGAGUACCAUCAGGCCAGGCGAGAGGGCUUACCUUUCUAUGAGGACGAUGAAGGACGAACGCAGCUGUCUGAUUGCGACCACCGCUGGGUUCCUGGAAAAGGUCCAGAUGGGAGCUCAUACAAUCUCCACUUCGAAGGGAUGGAAAGGCAGUAUGCAUCUUUACCCAGACGUGGACCUGCAGAGCCACUGGAAUAUUUAACAGGGCCGCGAGUGAUCUACAAAGAGAGAGAUCUUCCCUACUACCAAGGAGGAGGACAGCCUGUUGUCCACACAUCUAAGGGGAACUACAUCCAUGCACCAGACACAAGAGUGACAGAACCGAGAUACCCCCAGUACUACCCAGCCCAGUCCAUCCCAAACCAGCACAAAGGACCCUUCCGGCAGGACGUGCCACCUUCUCCUCCUCAGCCCCACCGUGCACCAGCUUAUAAUGAGAUUAUCCGACACCGUGGGACCAGUCCAGACCAGUACCAGUACAGGCAACAGGAUCCCAGGCAGAAGAACCCCAUGACUGCAGCUGUAUAGCCACACACUGGACUUGCCAGCACAGCCCAGGAGGAAUCCUGUUGGACAUCGACCCUUUAGAGUUGUUCCCAAGCAUGGCUGCCUCUGCCUGUAAGAUUGGCACAAGACCUGGAGUCGUUUGUACUGAGCUGGGCUCAGCAUAGGUGCUUUCUGACAGGUGAAUUAAAGCCAUGGGUGGUACGAUGUGUUUUGAAUAUGUGAGGUACCAGACAGUUGAGUAUUUUUUAAUUCCUUUUUAAAAAUAGAAAGUGGCUGCUGGAAACGAAGCGCAACACUUAUUACACCUCAGGGCUAUUUACCGAAUCUGGUUACACCAAUACAGUACGUAGCUGUCUGUCCAGCGGCAGCAGUAUCACCAGUUUACUCCAGAGCUCUGUGGCAGAGCCUCUCAGUGAGAACAUAGCAAGCAGUGUGGACUUCUCAUGGAGCUGGAGAUCUUGUGAGAUCAGCUGACAGGGGCUUCACAGAGUCAGCAGCUAUGUUCCAGUCACAUUCAGACCAGCAGCACUGUGUGCUAAGGAUGCUGCAGUUCCAGAUUUGUAACCUCACAUUUGUCUUCCUCUUUCUGUUUGGUAGUGGCAGCAUUAAUCUUGUAGCCUUACCUUUUUUCACAAUCUGCCUAGCAAGAUUCUCCUCUUAUUGUACCUGCUGCAUUUGGAGUAAGGCAAAAAACUUUAUCCACCACAUAUGGGCAGGCUCAGAGGAUAAGACAGCCAUCCAAGAAGUGUGUGUCUAGCAGUGCAUGAGUGCUUGUGAGCAUUUCGUAGUCACAUGGUUUGCACUCUUUAAAGGUAAACUCCAGAAAUCAGAUCGUCAGCUGCUGUUAGUGCUGCUCCUGGGAUUUUCAAAGGAACUAGCCUGCGAGUCAUGGCUGUGGAGGUGACUGUGGACUUGGAAUCCAUGACUCAAAAUCUAUUAAGUUACUGUACCAGGUGCUGCUUUGGAUUGGGCAGGGCAACCUAACUCCUGACCUGCUCUGACCAGGGUGACAGUCAAGUGCUUGCUGGCAGCAUGUGAGCUGAUGGUGGUGCCAGGCCAGUGCCAAGUGCCAAACAACCCAGGUUCCUGCAGCGAGAGCCAGUGGGAGAGGAGAGCCAGGAGUGAGAGGUGAGGAAAGAGACAAUGAAAGCAAUAGGGAGAUCUUCAAAACCCUGGGCCCCUGGAAGAAGAGGAGUGAAGAGCUGUAGGAGUUAUUUGCAAAAGUGCAUAGGAAGAGAGUGGGCUGGCAGAGCAGGGGGUCGGGAGCGCCUGCCAGCUCUCUGCCCCAUUCAGCUUAAGCUUGCAGUGCAGCCAGGAGGCCAGAAAUCUACAGCCAUGUCCACACACACACAUGUGCCAUCUGGCCCAAUAGGGCUGUGGGCCCUCAGAGCUUUGUCUCAAGGGUUUUGUUGAAGGGUAGUCUUACUACCUAGAAAUAUAGAGCAUCCAAGUGCCCUUAAUUUCUCAGUAUCUGCUUUUGGGAGCAUUAUUAAGUAGUUUGGGCUCCUUUCCUCAUCAUGAAGAGAUCAUGACCUGGCCAAGGAUUAAGCUCAAGGAUUUCUUUGAUGUUUUUUUGAGACCUUGAUAUGCAACAGAUUAAAUAGUACAGGUCACUUCUAGGCAUUAAAUAUCACAGGAAGGUCUAUCCUGUCAGGAGCACAUCCCUUUCCUAGAAACCCCUGGAAAAGGUCUCAUUAGAGCAAGAGGUCCACAAGGCACAGGGCAGGGCAGUUGGUGCUCUUUCUGGGGCCACAGCUGUAGCCUCUGGUGAGGAUGAGCACAUAUCCCAGUCAGCCCAGUGCUGCCUGUAUACUGCCAGUGAGAGGUGGUGGAACUGGAGCACUGGGAGUGCCUGUGCCUGCCCUGCUGGCCUGCAGGCUCCAGUGGCUGCAUUCACACCAAUCCCUAGCACUGGCCAGGCUGGAAGCAGUGGGAAGAAGCAGCUUUGGGGUGAUGGGGAGGGGACAUGUCUCUGUGAUUCAGCUGCGGGGCUGGGCUCCCUGGAGCAGGGGCAGGAGAGCUCCAGAUCCAGUCAGGAAGAAGCAUUGGUGGGAGGGAGAGCAAUGCAACUGAUCGUGAAGUAAGUAUGUUCAGUUCGUGCUCCAUUUCUCCCUGCCCUCUUCCCUAGAAAUGUAGGAGGGAAAACUUCUGGAGGGAGGGGUUGGAUGUAAGGCCGAGUCUCUUGGCACCCUCCAUAAACAAGGCACAUUCCCCAGGGAAACUCUGCCUGUCGCAUACGUGCUGUACGCAGCCUUCUCUGAAGAGUUUGAGAUGCUGCAGGAUACUCAGCCAAGACUUGGCAGCCACAGGGUAGAUGCUGGUGUUAUGAAGGCCCGCUGAAAGUGAAGCGAAAACAAAUUAAAAUACUUUCCUUUCCCUGCUUGAAAUACAACCGCUGAUACAUUUGAUCCAGCUGUAAAGAAACUUAUAUAUUUGCGACAGUGGCUUUAUCAAGCCAGGCCACAAUUAAGAACAGCUCUGAAUAUAAGCUACUGCCUUUAUAAAUCACUCUCAACUAACCCUUCACAUGGCAUUGCAGCACAGUGAGCAGAACUUAUUUACAGUAUUUCAGGAGCCAGGGCCAAAUAAAAUCUGGAUGGAAGCAGUUCCUGGGUUAUUUAUAGCCUUUGGAGGACCUGUGUAGUUGUCUCCCCAUAACCUGAAUCUCUCCUUAAUGGCUCCCCCUGACUGCAUCAGCUCUGCUAGACGAGGCGGUCAGACUGAGCGCACACCUUCUGAGCUGUUAAUCUUACCCAACGGGUUAUUAAAUGAUGUUUCAGUGUUAGAUCAGUACAGAGCUUCUUCCAGGAAAAAAGGAAAAUGUGCUGCAAGCAUAAUAUAUAGAUGCAUCCUACAGGCGAGGAGCUAAGAUGGAGCGGCAGGCUGACCUAGCUGGAGGACAGCACCCAAAAGCAUUGCAGAGUCUCCCAUCUGUCUCUGGUGCCAUUGUUCUGCGAGGAAAUUGCCCUUUGCAGGUUUGAUAUCUGCUAGAGGUAUGGUUUUUUUAAAAGUAUAAUGUGUAACUACAGUAUAUAUAGUCAGCUUCUCUGCAGUGUAAAAUGUAUGAUUUUAGCACCAUAUUGUGGAAAAAUAUGUACCGUGCAGAAUCCACGAGGUGCUACAACUGACGGUUGAAAAUACACACUUGCAAAAAUCCAAAAGAGCCGUUAAGUAACAAGUUGUUCUUUUCCCCAUAUGUCCAUAUGUUUGGGAAAAUUACACGUCUGAAGCGCUCUUGACACGUAAUUGCCUCGCAUUCCCUCACCCAAAAGGUGCCAGUCCGGCAGCAGCGUCACCGCCGUGGCAGUGGGUGUGAGGGGAGGCCGCGUUUGCAGCAGAGCAGCGUGCCAGCAGCUGCGCCUCACGACGGGAGGGCUGCUGGAGGCUUUGCUUUCCCGAGCUGGGGCGUGCAGCCGGCGGCUCUGGCCCUGGCCCGUGGCCAGCUGGGCCCCGCAGAUGAAAGAUUAAGAGAUACGGAGAGAGCCUGUGCAUUUUUGCAGUGACCACCCACUAGUGAGCCAUAUCUUGGCCUGAGAGCAGACGUUAGCACUGUGAUGCGUGAGGCAGGAGUCUCUUAGCACCCCCUGAACGUUGUGGAAAAAAGGGGAGCAAAGCAUUUCAAUAAUAAUUUUUUAAAAGGCUCCUGCUUUGAAGAAUUGCGUGUAGCCUGCAUUCCAAUUCGCUCCAGCUUCCUGAACUAGCUUCACACGCUGCCUAAUUAUUUUUUUUUACAGAUGAAUUGUGCUACCUCCUCCUCCCAGCCAUCGCAGAUUUGUUUAUCAGAGUCAGUGCUGGGAGUGCAUCCCACCGAGUGCUCCGCCGGGGCCGCAUCCUGGCGCUCUGCGCUGGGCAGGGGCUGCUUUGCACUUCCAAAAGGCCCUACGCCUGUGCUUGCCCUCAGAGUUCUGCAGAGUCCCUAAGCCUUACGUGCAAAGUCGGAAGCACUCUUUACUGUCCGCAUCAAAGAAAACACUUUUUAAGACACUUCUGUGCUAUUCAGGAGGAGAGGGAAGUGUUUAUGAUCCUGACAAUACCCAUGAGUUUUAGUUAAAUUAAUUUCAAAAUCACGCGUGUUUGUUUUGGGGGAGAAAUUCAACACAAUUUGUGAAGUUUUUUUUCUAGUACCACAUCAAAGAUUUGAUCUUUUGGUACAUAUGGCUAUAUAAAUUUUACCUGUUUUAUUUUGCAUUAAAAUAAAGGCUUUAAGACUA
Phasianus colchicus (ring-necked pheasant) is the source of this 5202-nucleotide messenger RNA. NCBI's taxonomy places the organism in Eukaryota, Metazoa, Chordata, Aves, Galliformes, Phasianidae. The record is from RefSeq and is a predicted model, not a curated record.